GGUGGGUAAAUGCCGGGGAACAUUUGCAAUUAUUUUUUUAAAGAUAUAGAAGUACACAAAGAGAGGGGGAUCCAACCAAUACCUCUCUUCAGAGGCAUACCUCUGUAAAAAAAUUACAUGGAAGAAAAUAAAUGAACUGAAAUACAAGAAUUUUUUUGGGGGGCUAGACCUGACCCAAAAAAUAAAAAUACAUGAAUAAUUAAAAGUGAAAGCUAGGAAUACCAAAUAAAUCCGCAUAAUAACUAGCUUUAACCAACCUCUGGAAGGUGGUUAACCCGAUCAAAGCGAACACUAAGGGCCGGAAGAAUUUGAUGAGCCGCUAAGAAAUGUGCCGGCCCAUUAGCUUCUCUAAAAACAUGCCCAAAAACGAAAUUCAUGUCCGAAGCUUUCCUUCUAAACGUCUGAAGCUCAGCUGAGUUUCCAGAAUCGUCGUUCAGCCUGGUAAGCAGCCGGACAACAUCUGUUUCCACCUGAACAUCAACAACGCCUGCCGCCAUGGCCAUCUCCGAAACUUGGACAAGCACCUUCCACUCCGCCUCUUCACAAUCAUCAGCUUGAAUCUGGAAAGCCAUGGCACAUAUCAGUUCGCCAGAUCCAUUACGCAGAAUAGCUCCUCCUUGAGCCGAAUCAGGUAAAAAAGAUGCAUCAACGUUUAUUUUGUAAUUUUUUUGGGGACGGCUCCACCUAAUAACCUUAAUGCCUGGGGGAAGCAAACCUGAAAUUAUUCGAAAUCAACCUCUCUCGUUUAAGAAUAUCAUCCACAUAGGUAGGUUUGAUUUUAGACAAUUUGCAGGCCCAACUUUGAGUGUAGCACUUAAUUUGAUCGAUCAAGUGUUCUGCAGAAGGAAUAUUUGUCGAACCCCAAACAUAAGCCGUGUACGAUAAAUUAUAAAUUAUUUUGAAACUAAAAUUUAUUAUAUUUCUCAUUUUUAUAUACCCGAGUACAUGGCCGGUCCUAAGAAAAUGCAGGUCAUGUGCAACAAAAAAAUGGCCCUUAUGAGUAUAAUAUUUACACGUAAUGUACAUCAAUAUAACGCUUUGAGAUAAACACUAUUACAGCUGACUAUUCAAUGAAGAUGUUUUGAAGCUUAAUAUGUCUUGAAAUUUUUAUGCUCAAUUGUAGAGCUCCAAUGUUCAAUAGAGGAGACUUUAUGAUCAAUGAAAGUGUUUUUAUGCUCAACAAGCAAAGCUUACUCAACAGAAUGCAUAUUUCAAAAGUUAUAUACUUCCACCGUCUCUUUUUAGUUGCAACAGUCAACAUUUCACGUUUGCCAAAGCACAACUUUGACCGUCAUUAUAUUUAAUUUUGUAUUAGUAAAAAUAAAAUAAAAAUCAGAUUAUAAAACUUAGUAAUGAGACGAAUUUAACAACAUUUUUCAAAAAAAAUAAUUCACAUACAUUAAUAAAUAAAAUGUAGUCAAAGUAAAGUACAUGAAUAGUGUAUAUAUUCCAAUGUUGCAACUAAUGAGAUACGGAGGAUAGUAUUAAAUUAGAUUCAUAUAUUGGAAUUCAUAGGAGUUGAUUAUAGAUAUAAUUUAUCAACUUUUAAUAAAAGAAAAAAUAAGAAAAAGAAAGUGAAUCAGAAAUUAUGAAACAGAAAUCACGAUGCUCAAUAUUAGACUCUUAAUACUCAACAGAAUAGGUCGGAUGCUCAUUAAAUGUUCAUUAAUACUCAUUUUACAGAAACUGUAUUUUUCAUCUUGAUAUAUGAGGUUUGAUGCUCAAUGAAAAUGUCAUGAUGUUCAAGUAACAAACUUUAUGAUUUUCAUAUUAGUACGCAUUUCGUAAGUUACAUAUGCUCAUUUGGUAUUGAUGUUAUGCUCAUUUUUAAAAUGUCGUAUCAAUGUAUAUUUCAAAAGUAUCAUAUGACAUUAUACUCGCAUAUUGAAAUUAAUAGGAGUGUAUUAUAGAUAGAAUUUAAUAAAUUUUUAUAAAAGGAAAACGAAGAAAAAGAAAAAAGAAUUAGAAGAUAUGAAGCAUGGAUCGUGAUACUUGUUGUUAGCCUCUUAAAUACUCAAUAAAAUAGGUUAGAUGCUCAUUAAAAGUACACUAUUGCUCAUUUAGCGGAAGCCGUGAUUUUUCGCUUAAAUUACAAAAAUGCCAGUAAUUUUUUUUGGCUUGUAUUAGUUAUUUAAAGUGAACAUUAAAAACUUAUUAAAUGAACAUUUAAAAAAUUUAAAGUGAGAAUCACACCAAUAUGCAUGGACAUGACAUUUUAAAAUGAGCAUUACACCAAUAUCAAUUGAACAUUCAUACUUACGAAAUGAGCAUCGAAAAAUUCAUAAGUUAUGAAAUGAGCAUAGAAAAUUUUAAAAUGAGCAUUACACCAAUAUGCAUGGAUCUGACAUUUCAAAAUGAGCAUUACAUCAAUAUAAAAUUAACAUACAUUACUUAAAAAAUGAGCAUCGAAAAACUUAAAACGCUCAUUUAAAAUCUUUAGUAUGCCUAAAUAUUAAAUGAGAAUACAUAACUUAUUAAAUGAGCAUUUAAAAAUUUAAAAUAAGUGUUACACCAAUAUUACAUUUUAAAAUGAGUAUACAUAACUUACGAAAUAAGAAUAAAAAAAUUUAAAAAGAUCAAUUAAAAUCUCUAGUAUGCUCGAAUAUGAAUUUGUGUAGGCUCAUAUCAAUAUAACAUAUAUAAAGAAGCACCAAUUCCUUAUUUUAGACCAACCAAUUUAAGUAUGCUUAUUAGAAAAAUUAAAAUUCAAAAAAGAAGAAUGGAAGCAAAAUAGAAGAAAAAGGAAAGUUAAAGUUAGAUAAACUAAAAUUCAAAAUCAAAAGAAAUGAAAAACGAAAAAAAAAAGCAACAGAAAGAAGAACAAGCAAAAACGAGGAGAAGCUGAAAAUGAAUUGAAAGUGGAGAUGAAAAAAAUGUAAAAUAAAAACAAUGCAAACUGAGGACAAACAGGAAGAAACAACGGGAGAGAAUAAAAGGAAGCAAACACUCCACUCUAUAUAAUUGAUCACCUUCAUUUUGCAAACAAUUACAAAAAAAACGGGUGUACUUAUACAUUCGGGUGUACGAUAUAGACACCGUUGUCAACUACACACAGGCAGUGGAGGACCUAGGGGAGCCUAGGGGGGCAAGUGCCACCGCUUUCGGCCAGGAAUUUCACUACUAUUACUUAGACUAAAAUCAGUGCCCCCGCUUUCGGUCAAGAAACUCACUACUAGUACUUCGGGUAAAAUUAGUGCCUCCAACCCGUACAAAAAAUUAUCAAUAUUAGAUAACUAAGAUACUAAAAUGUUACAGACUUACGGUUAUAUAAAUUAAAAGUUAAUACAUAAUAUUUAAAUUUUAGCUGAAUUAAAAUAAAAGAUAUAAAAUUCUCAAAAAAGGAAUUAAUGUGGAGCCACUUAAAAGUAAUUUAAUGAAUUGUGCGGCCAAAUUAAUGUGCUGCAUUCCCAAGCAAAAGUUUAGAAACACUAAACUACCAAAAGUUAAACCCUAGCAGAUGAGCAGUCACGCAAUGGCGUUGCCUUCUAAAAUCUAAAAUUGCCUCUUUCUAUUGCCGCAAAUCCGCAAUGGCGUUGCCUUCUAAAAUCUAAACUGCCGUUCCAUUGCUAAACCGCCACUGCCUUGCUAAACUGCCAAUCAGCUCGCUGCCUUGCUAAACUGCCGCUCAGCCGCUGCAGUGCCGCACCGUCCAAUCGCUGCUUCAUUUGUAUUUUGUAAGUUUUUUCGAGUUUAUUCCGGCACCUGCUCUUUUAAUUUCAUUCAAUUGGAUAACUUGCCACUGUGGAUUGUUAUAAAAAUUAAAAUUGUUAAUAAUCAAUUAAUCACGAAUAUUGAUGAUUGUUUGUUUACUUGAAAUUUGAUAGUUUGAAUUUGUGAAUGCCCUCUAAUUAGGGAUUAUGAUUUUAAUUUGUAAGGUUUUUUUAGACUUGAUUGUAUAUGUUUUUUUUAUUAGGAAUAUGAGUUUGGAUAAAUUUGUAAUUCAGAUUAAGAGGACUUUAACUCAAGGGGAUAGUUCUUCAAAUGUUCCUAAUCAGUCUAUCUCAAGCGAUGGAAAUGUUAUUGCUUCGAAUGUAAGCAUUGUCCGAGAUGAGUCUGAUGACAUUAGGGGAGACAAAAGAGCACAGACAAAUAAUACGUGUGAGUGGGAUAUCAUUAGCGAUCCCGCAUUACGAAAGCCAAUCAUUGAAUAUGAGCAGGCCACUGUCUAUCUUCUAAAGAUAAACAUUAAUUUUUGUUCCUCCUGAUUGGAGUGGAGUAGGCCACUGCUCCGUGCGAGCAGUUGGCUCCGCAGCAGGCUACUACUCCGUGCGAGCAGUUGACUCCACAACAGGCUGCUACUCAGGCCGCUACUCCAUGCAUGUUGAAAGUCCACAGCAGACGGCUGCUGGGACGUUAUAACGCCAUAAAUGCCCAACGUACCUUUGCAAUUAAUGGACGGUUUUUGGACGAGAAUCAAUGCCAACGUGCUGUACAUUGAUUACCAACGUUCAUGUCCGUUAAACCUCCAUUAACACACAACAAAUCUUCCCUAUAAGUAGCUGGCAGGUGAUUUGCAACAAACACAAGUUCAUACACACUUCCUUCAUGUAUUUCUGAGCUAAAAACACCUCUAGCAUUCCAGAUAAUUUCCUUUGUGUGCAGCCUUUGUUCACGUUCGUUGGAACUUUAGUUUGAGUGCUAAACUAUUGUUCGAAGUCAUCGUAUCCUGGGAAACGAUCGUUGCAACGCUCCUAGCACCCUGGGAGACAACGAAUACGUUUUAAGGAAAUUGUGCGUAGAACGAGCUUUGGCUUAUUCUGCUUCAUCUCAUUUCUUGUUUUUCUUUAAGUCAUUUUAUUUAAUUAAUUUUCUUUGUUUUUUCGAAACACACCCAACAAUCUUAAAACGUAAUCGUUGCUUGUUCUAUUGUGGUAAACAAUCUUAAACUUGUAGUUUGUCACCUUGGUGAGCGAACUUGUUUUUUGUGUUUUCGAAUAACGUAACAAACGGAAAAUGACUUCUCAAGAAAAUGAAAAUGUUGUUGGGCAGAAUGCUUUGAACGGCUUUAACGAUAAUCACUCUGAAAGCGGAGCUCUGGUGAACAAUAGUUCACAACGCGGUGCAUCUGCUUUGGUUAACCAAAGGGCUAUCCCUAUGGUGACCGUGCCGAGCAACUCUGUGGAGAAACCCGAAAAAUUUAAUGGGUUAAACUUCAAGAGGUGACAGCAAAAGAUGCUCUUCUAUCUCACUACUCUCAGUAUUGCACGUUUCUUGACCAAGGAUGCGCCGGUUGUAACCGGGGGUGAGGUGGAUGCGUAAUCUUUCAACGCGGUUGAAGCAUGGAAGCAUUCUGACUUCCUUUGCCGAAACUACGUGUUGAACGGGUUGCAUGAUGCUUUGUACGACGUGUAUAGCAAAUUAGCUACAGCUAAGGAGCUAUGGAAUGCUUUGGACCACAAAUAUAAGAGCGAGGAUGCCGGUGCAAAGAAAUUUAUUGUCGGUCGAUUCCUUGAUUUUAAAAUGGUGGAUUCGAAGACGGUCUUGAGUCAAGUUGAAGAAAUGCAAAUGAUCUUCAAUGAAAUUCGAGACGAAGGAAUGACAGUUAGUGAGUCAUUCCAAGUGGCGUCAAUUAUCCAUUUAUUGCUGCCGGCUUGGAAGGAUUUCAAGAACUACCUUAAGCAUAAGCGAAAGGAAAUGAACUUGGAGCAAUUGAUCCUCCGUCUGUGGAUUAAAGAGGAUAACCGGAAGAAUGAUGGGAAACUCCCAAUCAUUCAUUGCGCCAAGGCCAACGUGGUGGAGCAUGCAAAAGGCUCCAAAACUAAAGGCAAUGGGAAGAGCAAGCUCGGUCCCAAAGGAGGCGUUUCCAAACCCAAGUUUAAUGGAAAAUGCUUCAAUUGCAACAAGAUCGAAUCGACACAAGUCCUCGGAUUGCAUGGCACCAUGGAAGAAGAAAGACUCCCAAGUCAACUUGGUGCAAGGUGGGCAAAAGGAUGAAGACAUCAUCCUAGCGGUUGUGGUUACGGAAGUCAACCUCGUUGGAUCCAAUUCCAAGGAGUGGUUCGUGGACACCGGUGCAACCCGGCACAUUUGCUCUAACCGGGAGCUAUUCACAACCUUUAAUCCAUCAAACGGUGAGAAGGUGUGGUGGGAAAUUCUGCUCAUUCUGAGGUGGAAGGCGUGGGCAAGGUGGUCCUGAAGAUGACUUCGGGUAAGGAGCUGACUCUCAACAAUGUGUUUCACGUCCCGGAGAUACGCAAAAACCUGAUCUCGGGCUCUUUGUUGAACAAGCAUGCCUUCUGCAUGGUCUUUGAGUCGGACAAACUAGUUUUGUCUAAAUCUGGAAUGUAUGUGGGCAAGGGGUAUGCAUGUGACGGGCUGUUUAAGCUCAAUGUAACGACUAUUAUUAUUAAUUCUGCACUGGCAUGGGCUACAACACGAUAUUCCGCCUCAGUGGAGGAUCGAGCCACACAUUUUUGUUUGGUGGAUUUCCAGGAGAUGAUGUUUGGCCCAAGAUAGAGGACAUAAGCAGUAAUGGAUCUUCCUUGCUCAUGAAUAUUCCCCCAGUCUGAAUCUGAAAAGGCAGAAACAUGGAGACUAGCAGAUGUUCGGAGAGUCAGCCCAUAGUUAAGAGUCCCUUUUAGGUAACGAUAAAUUCUUUUGACCGUCUGCCAACGAACUGUUUUUGGGUGAUGCAUGUGUUGAGAUAGUUUGUUUACGACAAAAGAGAUGUCCGCUCGGGUAAACGCCAAGUACUGAAGAAGCCCAAGGGCCCACUGGUAUUGAGUCGCAUCUGUGUCAACAUCAUCGGACGUAGCAUGCAAAGCAACAGAAGUACUCAUAGGAGUAUCCAUUUCUUUUGCUCCUAACAUAUUGCACUCCUCUAGUACAUGAAUGAUAUAUUGACGUUGUGUGAGGAAGAGGCCAUCCGUAUGAGGUAUUACCUCAAUACCAAGAAAAUGGUGUAAUGGGCCCAAGUCCUUAACAGAAAAACGUGGAGUGAGUUGAGAGACAAACUUGUCCAGGGCAGAUGAACUAUUACCUGUUAAAACAAUAUCAUCGACAUAUAUAAGAAAAUAUAGAAGCACAUCCCGGUGAGAAUAGAUAAAGAGAGAUGUGUGUGCUCAAGAUUUACGAAAUCCAAUCGAAAUCAGAAACUUGGAGAGUUCCAAGUACCAAGCACGUGGCGCCUGUUUCAAGCCAUACAGAGCUUUGCGUAGGCAGUAAAUAUGAGUAGGAUGCGUGGAAUCAACAAACCCAGGCGGUUGUACCAUAAAGACUUCCUCAGAUAGCGUGCCAUGUAGAACGCAUUGUUAACGUCAAGUUGACGCAGCGGCCACUUCCAAGCAAGUGCAAUAGUGAGGAUUAUGAGUAUCGUGGCCGGUUUUGUGACCGGGCUAAAAGUUUCAAAAUAAUCACGACCUGGUUGCUGGAGAUAACCACGAGCUACAAGACGCGCUUUGAACCGUGCUAUAGUACCAUCAGAAUGUCGUUUUACCCUGAAUAACCAUUUACAAGAAAUAGGUUUUUGAUUUGUAUGAGGUACUAACUCCCAAGUACCAUUACGCUGAAGGGCCGCAAAUUCUUCAUCCAUGGCCUGCUUCCAUUUGGGGUCACGAAGGGCAACUCUCACACUGGUGGGUUCAAGCUGGCAGGGUAUUGGGUGAGUGAGGGUAUUGUUUAUGAAAGGGCUGCCAAGAUAUUUGGGAUUAGGGUGUCGGUUACGUAAAGGGCGUGAAGGGAGUUGCAUGGGUUGCAUGGACGAUGAGGUGGGGGACACUUGGCCGAACAUAGGGAGCAGGUAGUUGUUUACUAGACCGUUCCAUUUUAUUAGGAGAGAGUGAGUCAUCAUGCGUAUUUUGCAUGUCAUGCAUGGUGUCACUAAUUGGCCCGGGUGUGCGGAAAGGAAAAAUCUCAUGAAUAAACUUAACAUGCCGAGACACAUAUAUACGACCGGAAAUGGGCUCAAGACAUAAAUAAGCUGAUUGGGAUGUGGAGUACGUAACAAAAAUGCACGGUUGAGAGCGGAGUUGAAGUUUAGUAGUGGAAUAGGGUCGUAACCACAGAUAGCAUAGACAACCAAAUGGACGUAAUUUGGUGUAGUUAGGUAAGGUAGUAGUAAAUAAUUUAUGAUAUGGAGUAUUGUGGUUGAGGGUUGGUGUGGGUAGUCUAUUAAUUAAGUAGACUGCAGUUUGAAACGCAUAAGGCCAAUAUGUAGUGGACAUUCCAGCGUAAUGAAGUAGACUUAGACCGGUGUCAACAAUAUGGCGAUGUUUACGCUCGGCAAUACCAUUAUGUUCAGGGGUGUGAGGGGGUGUGGUAAAAUGACAUAUACCAUGACUGACGAGAUAGGGUUUUAAUUUGAGAUAUUCACCACCAUUGUCACUAAAAGGGAAAUGAUGGGACGGUGAAAGAAUUUUUCCACUAAUUUGUGAAAUUGGGGAAAGAUAAAUGACACUUCGGAUUUUAAUUUGAGUGGAUAAAGCCAUAUGUAACGGGAGUAAAAAUCCACAAAUAUUACAUAAUAGCGGUAUCCAUCAUUUGACACAUCACUAGUACUCCAAACAUCAGAAUAAAUGAGUUCAAGUGGUUGAGUAGCAUGCAUAGAAUUAUUAAAAAAUGGGAGUUUGGUACUUUUAUUUAUAUGACAUGAAUUACAAUGAGACCCAAUAGUGUCAGAACACGAAAUUGGGAUAUUAUUUUGACGAACUAAACACUGAAAUAUGCGACGAGAUGGAUGGCCAAAAGUGUGAUGCCAGACUGAGGGGCCCAAGACAUGAGACACAUGGACUUGUGGUGAUGAACGAACUGGUGCAUAGUAAACAUCAAGAUGAUUCUCCCCUCGUAGUAGAGGCGUCCCCGUGAUUCGAUCCUUGACAAGAAAAUGAGAAGCAAAAAAAAUCAACGGAAACAUUGUUAGUUUGACACAAUUUAGCAACUGACACAAGAUUUUUACGGAGGGAGGGAACACAUAGGAUAUUGGAUAGGGACAAAGGGCGAGUGGGAGUGGGUAGGGUAGUUUUACCAGUGUGAGUGAUAGCAAGCGACUUACCGUUGUCUAGGUGAACCUCAUCUGGACUGCCAUAAUCAGUAUACGUCGGGAGUUGGGAUGCAUCAGAAGUUACAUGGUGCGACGCACCACUGUCAAAUAGUCACGGCUGAUUUUCAGGAGACGUGACUGUAGUUGUAUACUGAACAUUGGGAGCCGCCGGAUAAGAACCUUGUUUUCACGCAAAAAGCAUUACAGUUUGCGACAUGACUGAACAUCAUGCCCCAAGUUAUCACAAAAUCUGCAAAUUAAAGUGGAAUUUGGGCGAGUGGCCGACACAUGCAUGCCUCCACGUCCAUGCGGCCUGGAUCCAUUGGAGCGCCAAUCUUGACCUGCAGCAGGGCAGCGGUCAAAUUGGGCAUUUGACCGAGAAGCAUGUUGCGUAGCAUUUACUGUGGGGACCAGGGUUGGCGCAGUAGUUGCCUCCUCACGUAUACGGUCCUCACGCUCCAGGAGGAUGGAUUGAAGCUCAGAAAGAGGCAUGGGAUUUUCACGUACACGAAUGGCAGAUGUGAGAUCGCCAUACUCCGUACCUAGACCAUUCAAGAUGUGAACGAGCAAAUCUUGACCCGAGAUGGGAUUCUGCGCAAGGGCUAAGUCAUCAGCAAUUGCUUGCAUUUCCGUGAGAUAGGCUGUAAUGCUUCGGGAUCCCUUCUUGGUGCGGGACAGAGUAGUUUUGAGAGAUAUGACCCGACCACGGGAUGUACUUGCAUAUGUGAGAUUGAGUUUAUCCCAUGCUUGUUUGGCGGUGAGAGCCGACGAAAUAACUGGUUGGAUAGUAUCCGAGCAGCUACCAAGUAGUGCACUGAUAAUGGUUUUGUCCUGUCGAUACCAGAUAGUAUAACAGGGAUUGUUCAUGUUUUGGCCGAAUCAAGGAAUUGAUCCGGGUAUGCAGUGGUCCCAUUGAGGUAACCUUCAAUUCCCAAUCCAAUGAGAGCAGAUUGGACCUGGCAUUUCCACACAGGGAAGUUCGUGGCUGUGAGUUUGAUGGGAAAGUGAUUGGUGGCCGUGAGAGUGAUGACCGGGGUGGUGGCAGUGAUUUCCAUAGCACAGACUCGAGGAAAAAAAAUAUAGGUUUAGUGAUCUCGUGAGAGUAAGACUCUGAUACCAUGAAGAGAAUAAUACUUCUUGUAUUUAAUCAAAUGAGCUGAGCUCAUAUAUAUACAAUUACAAAGAGAAGGAUAAGCUAUGUACGUAACUACUUGAUAAGAUAAGUAUUGCACCAACUAACUAAGGAUAAAUACAAGAAUAAUAUAUGUGCAGAUAAUACAAUAUAAUAAAUAUAAUUUAUGCUUUAAUACUAAGUACUAACUUUUGGUUUAUAAAUUAUAAUGGUUUUAUAAUUUCACCGAAAAUGUAAAUUGAAAUUUAACCUAAUUUUUUUAAACAUGUAUAGGAUUAGGAUAAAUUUCAGUAAUUGGUAUUUGGUAGUAAUUAUGUUUUCAAGAGAGAUUGAAUGAAUUGACGUUGAUAUUAAUAGAAUUUGAAACACUCCAAGAGAUUGAAAUUGCAAAUUUGGUAGAUAAUUUUGCCUCCAAAUAUGCUAGAAGAAUUUCUCUAUUUAAAUGAAAGGUAUUUUAUUAAUGACUACUUUUAUUUACAUUAUUGUUUUCAUUAGUAACUUGUAUUUUAGUACAAAUUAUUUUUGUUGAAACUUCGGAAAAAAGGCCCAUUUUUUGUUGUUGCACAGGGUCUCCAUUUUCUCGGGACCGACCCUGCUUUAACCCAUGUUGGACUCUUAUUAAAGAAACUUGUCUUUACGCAUGGUCAAUUGUACUAAAUUACUACAAAUGUUGUUUACAAAGAAGUCUUUCUAAAUGUUUAGUCUUUGUAGAUCUCAUUGUAUGCUUCAAAUGCUUACAAACAAGUGUUUCGAACUUUAUUGUGUAUUUCGUUAUUCCCUCUUUCCUCAUAUAUAAAUCGUACAUAUUAUUAGAGAUAACUAUAGUUUUCUCUAAGGUAACUAUUAUUACCUAUAAUCGUUAUUCCCUCUUUUCUCAUAUAUAAAUCGUACCUAUUAUUAGAGAUAACUAUAGUUGUAUAAUGUUCAUAUAUAUAUAUAUAUAUAUAUAUGUGUGUGUGUGUGUGUGUGUGUGUGUGUGUGUGUGUGUGUAUUACAUGCGUAUAAAAAAAUAUCAUCUGCACAUGCACUAAUAACGUUAAUAAAUAAGAUUUUAUAACUAUUCGAAAAUAUAGAUCGCGCAUCGCGCGGGUGAAAAUCUAGUAAUACAUUAAAAUGGUGCGAAAAUAAUAUUUUAUAUAAAGUUUGGGGUAUUUAAAUUACAUAUGCAAGUUUGGGGUAUUUACUUCACACCCCAUCAAAAUUUAGGGUAUUUUUAUUAUUUUUCCCUUAAUAAAUAUAAUCAUGGAGUAUUACAAUACAUAAACUAUUCUUCACAAGUAUAAUCGAAAUUUAUUUAGCAUUUAGAAGUCUGUUUGAAUCGUUUGAUAACUCUAAUUUGAAUUUAUAAGCUUUGUCAUAAAUUUUUUACUAAUAUAAAUUUUUGUUUCACACGUUGAAUUGUGUUAUGAUCAAAAUAAGCAAGAUUGAAAUUACUUUUGUGGAAGAAUUGAUUCAAGUUAUUAUAGCAGACCGUUUUAACUAUUUUUCUUAUUUUUUUUAAUAAAAAUGUAUCUUAUAUAAUCCGUAUAUCAUUUUUCCAUAAUUUAGCAAAUUGAAUCAUUUCAUUCAGAAUUUCAUUAAUAUUUACCUAUUCAACUCAUUCAGAUAAUUUUAGACCUUUUUCCAUUGAUAUUACUAAAUUACAUUCAAAAAGCAAAAAUAUCACUUAUUUUAAAAUUUUCCAAAAAGUAACAUAUUCAGUUACUAGUUCCCAAAGACUAAUAAUCUACCAGUAACUUUUUACCCUGAAAUUCGUUAUAGUACUAGUAUAUACGAAGUAGCAACUAUAUUUGUUCAAAAAACAAAACUAGUCACAUUUGUGUCUAGGAAAUUCUAUUAAUAUUACACAUGUCAUUUUUUCAUAAUUUUAGUGUCAAUUACCAAACGGGUUGCAAUUUUAAUGGUAGCUGAUGAUACUCAAAGAGUUAUAUCCUAUGUAACACUGAUACGGGUACGCGGAAACAGGUACGAGGAUACGACAAAACCAAAAAAGUAGGAUACGGAUACAGGGCCAUAUUUAUAAAUAUUAAAAUUUAUGGGGUGUAUUUAUAAAUAUAAAAAGUUAUAGGGAUGCAUUUAUAAAUAUUAAAAAUAUUUUUAAAAAAAAAUGACAUAUAUAAUCCUCCGAUGUCUACUCAUUCAUGUCAUUGAAGCAUUUUACAUUUUCAAGAUACUUAGAAAUAAGUUCAUGUUUUAUUUCAUAUACACUAGUGCACCUCGAAAUAUUAAUAUAGUUAAUAAGUAAUUAAUUUAAAAUGAGAAAUAAUUCAAACAACUACAAUUUUGAAAUUAAAAAUGCAAGUACUCAAAGUUGUAGAAUAAUGAAGAUAGAAAACAAUAUUUUAAAAGUUCUAAUACAUAUUUCCGUUGGAGCUAUUAAUUUCGAGGGAUGAUUAGAAUCUUCUAUUAUACAAAAGCAAGAGAAAAAUGUGAACAGUGUUCCCGCUCAAAAACAUCACACUCACGGGUCGGGGUGGGUGCGCAAUGGGGGUACAGGCCUGUGUGGGAGUUUUGUGGUCAAAAAGAGGUGCAAUUAAUGUUGGCGUCAAUAUCCAAUGCUGCAGUUUUAGUGGCUCAAGAUACAAUGUACUUCACAAACAUUGAAUGCGUUGUACUAUUAAAAAUUCAAAAAAAUGCAUUGCUUAAAAUUGAUCUGGCCGGGUGAGAAUGAGCUGUAUUUAAUACAACUUUACACAGGUAUCAACCUACUUUAUUGAGAUUCUCAAGACAAAGUAGUGUGUGGUCUACUAAAAUAUCAUAUCACAUAAUUGCUUACUUUUGACCAAUGGGUAAUCCUAUUACAUAUUCAAAACUUUUAAAAAAUUGUAGUAUAAAUCGGUCCAACUUAAUUAGCUGGGACCUCACCGCAACACUACACAGCAAUGGAACUGGAGGUGAGGUGUGUGAGCCUUUGAUAUUCAAGGUAGAAAUCAGCCGUUGUUUUCUACAAUGACAGAAAUUGAUGCUUGAACAAGUACAAGUUGGGCAUAAGAAACAAAUCAGCAUUACAAGCCCCUUCAUGGAUACCACGCAAAGAGGCUGCACUAAGUGUUUCUCCAAAGAGUAUUAAAAAUCUACUUCAGAUUUUGGCUAGAAUGACAAUGUAUAUCUUUGAAGGACUUUAAAUACAAUAGAUGACAAUGUAUGGUAUCAUCAGCGUUUCAUUUCAAAUUUUGCGUAUUAUAAAUUAUUAGGUGCUAUUUAGGCUUCAACAAAAAUAUUCACUUAAAUUAUUUAAAGAAAUUAAAACUAAAACUACAGACAGUUAAACCUCAAACCUUGAAAUCAUUUAUAUUUUGUGUCUAUGUAGACCGUAUUAGUGAAGAUGUCAAAAAACGUCAAAAAACGUCAAAACAAAUUUCUGAGAACAAGUAACACUAAAAGUAAGUAUGCAUACAACACUCAUAUGUUUGACAUGUUGAUACCAAAGACCUCAUUAUAGAAGAGAUUUCAGUAAGUUCGUGUCAUUCCGUUUGGAAUUUACUUUACCGACCAAGAUUUAUAAAAAUAUUGUUAUGUCCAUAAAACAUGAUACACUUCUCUGUACUGAAUAAAUAUGUUAAACAAGAUCGUUUCUAAAAAAAUGCACAUUUAACUCUGUAAGAGAUGCUUUGUUUUUAAAUAAAAAAACAUGUCCAACGGUAAUUCUCGCAACAUCCUUGCAGAACGGCAAGCAUCGAAAAAUACAUACAAGGACAGAAACGAGAGAAUAUACCCAAAUCACGAGGAUAGAAGACAUGGACUGAGAUCAUUUGGUUAUCCCUCAGACAUCUUAACCGCUCCGUCGGAUAACAGCAAGAAACAAAAAAACACUAAAUCAACAAAAUCAACAUCUUAAUCGCUCCGGCUGUCGAAAGAAUCUACUGAAAUCAUAAGGCUUGAAGGGCCGAUUUCGUAUGAAAUGAACGAAACUCUACAGAGAAACAAAAACAAGUCAUCGGUAGUUUAGAUUCAACCAUGAGUAGCAACAAAGGCCAAUACACCGACCUACGCUUUGAUGUGUAGGUUGAUGAACGGUGAGUUUUUGAAUGGGUGUACGGAAGCGGUUGGAGGGUUGAGGCAAUAUAUAUAACGUGUGAUUAAG
Cuscuta europaea is the source of this 14193-nucleotide messenger RNA. NCBI's taxonomy places the organism in Eukaryota, Viridiplantae, Streptophyta, Magnoliopsida, Solanales, Convolvulaceae. The record is from the annotation of a GenBank genome assembly.